Hypanus sabinus (Atlantic stingray) is the source of this 722-nucleotide messenger RNA. RefSeq names its product NADH-quinone oxidoreductase subunit I 2-like. The transcript has 4 exons. The record is from RefSeq and is a predicted model, not a curated record. Bases 1 to 642 code for a protein of 213 amino acids. Lineage: Eukaryota; Metazoa; Chordata; Chondrichthyes; Myliobatiformes; Dasyatidae.
AUGGAAGUGACAACACCAGUGAAGCUCAUUGUUGGCGGUACGGGCCCAGGCCGCCCUUCUCCCAGCCCCCACUGUCGGGGCCCGGUCCCCCGCUCUCAGCAGGCCAGCGGGCCACCAGUGUCCCGGAAGGACCGGCUCCCAGACUUCGUUCCCCGGCUGCUCACUUACAUCGCCCGGCAGGCCCCCGGUCGCAGGGCCCGGCUCAGGCCGCCGACUCCCACUGCUCCUGCGGCCGUACCGCUUGCUCAGCUCCCCGGGGCCCGAACCGGGGCCGCCGCCGCCGCUGCACCUGCGCGUUCCCGAACGUCCGCGCGCUCCCGCCGCCGCCAGUGCGCAGCCGCGGCGGCGCCCGGAGCACCAACCCCGCCCGUCCGGCCCGGCGCGGACCCGCCUCUUCCGUCCGCCGCGGGCUGGGGACGCGCCUGGCGUCGGGAAAUAAUGGCGUGGCCGGUAUCCGAGUGCCAGGCUUGUGACAGUGCCCAGUUUCUGAACAAUCUCAGAUCCAGGCAAGAAUCGUGGCUCCAGGUACAAGUCCUGGCCAGGCCCGAGCCGCACCCUCGCCCCCGGCUAAUGCUUAGGCUUUCCGGCAUUUGCUCAGGGCCCAGGAUAGAUCCCCUGAGUUGUCGAUGCCCAAGGACUUGAAGCUGCUCUCCUUUUCUAACACUGACCCAUCAAUAAGGUGGGAGAGAACCAGUGCAAACUCCUCACAGACAGCACCUGAG